Messenger RNA from Branchiostoma floridae (Florida lancelet), 1552 nucleotides. Its product is annotated as RNA 3'-terminal phosphate cyclase-like. Gene Ontology annotation, cellular component: nucleus. The transcript is spliced from 10 exons. Lineage: Eukaryota; Metazoa; Chordata; Leptocardii; Amphioxiformes; Branchiostomatidae. The record is from RefSeq and is a predicted model, not a curated record. Gene Ontology annotation, biological process: RNA processing. The coding region runs from base 205 to 1296 and encodes 363 amino acids. Gene Ontology annotation, molecular function: RNA-3'-phosphate cyclase activity.
UAUUAGAAAGAGACUCUUAGAGACCAAGUAGGGACAGUGGUAGAAUGAAGAACUGAAUGUUGUCCUGAAGUUAGGCUUUUCUUUGGUAUCGUGACAGACAUUGUAGCAUCAUUUGGAGUUAGAUAAAUCUUGUUGGUCUGCUUGAGAAUUGAGCUUGCCAGGAAUAUUGUAAACGUUACUAAGGUGCAUUGCGGUAUCCGGAAAAUGACAGCGGCAGCGGCUAAGAACGUUAUCCUCAUAGAUGGCAGCUACCUUGAAGGGGGAGGCCAGAUCCUGAGGAAUGCCACGGCUCUCAGCUGUCUCCUGUCUCAGCCAAUCAGAGUCAACAACAUCCGGGCGGGGCGCAGCACUCCUGGACUCAGACCCCAGCACUUGAGUGGUAUAGAGCUGGUGCGAGACUUGUGUGGAGGGAGGCUGGAGGGAGGGAAGGUCUCUUCCACUGAGAUCUUCUUCACUCCGGGGGAAAUUCAGGGUGGAAACUUCCUUGCCGAUACACAUACAGCAGGGAGUAUCUGCUUGCUGAUGCAGGUAUCCAUCCCCUGUCUACUGUUCUCCCCUGGUCCAGCCCAGCUCACACUGAAGGGAGGAACCAACGCUGAGUUCGCUCCGCAGAUAGACUACACCACCAUGGUGUUUGGACCGAUAGCUGAGAGGAUGGGAGUUAAAUACACCUGUGACAUUAAGAGAAGAGGGUACUACCCGAAGGGUGGUGGGGAAGUCAGGAUCACCACCUCUCCUGUAGCAAUGGUUUCUCCCAUUGACCUCAUGGACAGGGGUCAAGUCACAAAGGUCACAGGGAGGGCAUGGGUCGCAGGGUCACUGCCUGUCAAGCUUGCCCACUUGGCCAGUAAAGCUGCCACAGCCCUGAUUAAGAGAGAGUUUCCUGAUGUUCCAGUCGACAUCGAGGCUGUGCAGGAGCCCAGACAUGCCGCCUUUGGGAACGGCAAUGGUAUUGUAAUCAUGGCAGAGACCAGCACAGGCUGCAGACUGGGAGGUUCAGCCCUGGGGAAGAGAGGGGUGCAGGCCGAGGAUGUAGGGAGGGAGGCAGCCCAGAUGUUAGUCAGGAACAUGCAGCAUGGAGGAUGUGUGGACGAAUACUUACAGGAUCAGUUGAUCCUGUUCAUGGCCCUGGCUAAAGGCAAAUCCUCUGUCAGAAGUGGGCCCAUUACACUACAUACAAAAACUGCAAUAUUCAUCGCUGAGACUCUUACAAAGGCCAAGUUCACAGUAACUCCAGAGGCAGGCACCAACAUCAUCGAGUGCGAGGGCAUCGGGCUGGAAAACAGACAUGGCUGAUGGACGUCCUUCUGCGAAACUUCUCUAAAUUGUACUUCUGAAUUUGCUAGUACCCUAUAAGUACCAGUGGAAAGGCAAUAUAUUUAUAUAUUAUGCAACCCAUUGAAAAUGCCACUUAGAUCUGCAUGUCUAAAAAAUGAAAUACAAGUUAGAUUUUUGUCUUUGGUGUUCUGUUCUGAAAGGAACAUGGUGUUAGGGGCUUAGACUGCAAAACAGGCAAGGCUAAUGGCUUUCUCAACACUGAUCACAUCUUGUA